Mizuhopecten yessoensis (Yesso scallop) is the source of this 2991-nucleotide messenger RNA. Its product is annotated as thyrotropin-releasing hormone receptor-like. The record is from RefSeq and is a predicted model, not a curated record. Bases 1 to 1062 code for a protein of 353 amino acids. Lineage: Eukaryota; Metazoa; Mollusca; Bivalvia; Pectinida; Pectinidae. The transcript has a single exon. Gene Ontology annotation, cellular component: plasma membrane. Gene Ontology annotation, molecular function: G protein-coupled receptor activity. Gene Ontology annotation, biological process: G protein-coupled receptor signaling pathway.
AUGUCGUCGACCAUAAUUCCGAAAAUGUUGAUAGCAAGUUCUACGGAUUUAUACGCAUUAAGGGUCGAUAACUCCACUCCGUACACUAACGGCAGCGCAAAAACGCAUGAUACAGGUAAUUGUCUGACGUCUUACUGUGUCCCCAUCACGAUCGCCAUCAGUUGCAUCGCUCUUAUUGGUAUAAUUACCAACCUAAUCGUCGUUUUCGUUAUAGUAAAAGACUCGCGGCUACGUAGACCAACGUUUAUUGCAAUUGUCGCUUUGUCACUGUCCGACUUUACUUUUCUCUUGUUCCGAUAUAUCCGGUAUGUAGUGAUGGGGUACUUCCGGGACCUUAUUUCCGCCCAUGUGAUGAAGACGAUUAAGUUUGUGUGCGACCUGGUUGGUUUGACAGCGGGUGGCUCCUCCAUCAUGCAUGUUUUACUACUGUCCGUUCUGCGUUACUAUAUUGUGGUGCACCCAUUGAAGAGUCAUAUCGCCAUCACUAACAAGAGGAUAAUUCUGGUGUCGCUGUGUGUGUGGGUGUUCAGUGCGCUCAACGGGUGGUUUUAUCUUUACGCCGUGAUUAUAAACAGGGAGAAUGACCUUCAGAUGUCCAAGGUCACCAAUAUCACUAUCACCUUGGUGAUGUCCAUUCUCCCACUAGCUACCAUCUUGUUUUUUCAUGUGUUAAAGGCCAGAACGCUCAAGGAUUCUCUCGCCGCGUGUAAACUAAACGCCACAAAACAAAUGUCGCAGAUUGUAACGUUUGUCAUUGUCACUUACAUCGUUACGACGACGCCGGCCAACACCAGGGACAUACUGGUGAUUUCCUGGGGCCAUUCCAAGGAGACGUGGAUGAUGGUGUUCGGUCAGAUAGGACGGUUGUUAUUGUUCAUGAACUACGCUAUCAAUCCGUUCAUCUAUUUCGUCCACUCACCCCAAUUCAGGAAGAACAUUCGGUACUGCUGGAGGAAGCAACACUUACAUAACGUGUCCACAGGACGGACACCUCGCUCCAUGUCAUCACUUUCACGUGUUACAGAGGCGGUCACUCUACCGCCGGACAAUACUCACCUGUAAUAAAGAUACCAAUAGCCUUGUACAGGAGUGGAUACUGCUCGCGUACAAUAUUGGGGAUGUUUGCCUUUGAACAUUCAGAGCUGGAAACUUCUCGCAUGUAACGACAAGAUCUUGGGUUGGAUAAGGACCACAUGUAGAUAACGAGAUGGGUCGUUUGCGUCUGCACACCGGGUACCCCGAUCCGUCUGCACACCGGGUACCCCGAUCCGUCUGCACACCGACGAUUCGCCUGCACAACGGGUACCCCUAUCUAGUACGGAGUUAUCCUGGUGGUGCGGAGCAAAGUAAGCUGAAAUUGUCUUGACAUCAUGUAACAAACCUUUAUUUUCGUCUGACACAGUUUAAUCGUGACCUAUGCAAAAUAUGAAAUAGAAAAUUGCCGAUUUUUUUUAUAAUCACAGUUGAGAUAUGAAUUAUGUCACUAAAAAGGACAAAUUCGCCAGUUUAUUUAAAUUUUCUGUCGUUAAUAAGCUGUAUUAAUUUUUGCCUGGAACGUAGAGUAUUGGAGUGGAAUUAAAGAUCUGGUUUAAAUCAGAUUGGUGCAAUCGGGACGGAGUUUUAUGCAUUUGAUUUUUUGAAGCGGGAAUUGGUCCCCAUCCUCCUGGACCCGUCUUUGAUGAGUGUAUUAUGUGUAUAACAUAUAUUAUGUCAUACAGGACCGAUAUCUGACCGACAGUGUUCUUCAACAGUUUUUAUUCGCAAUCUGCAUUUGGGUUUCAUUACAAUUUACAUAGUGUAGUUAGUGGUUUUGCUCUGUACCAAUUGAUCAUGUACUUCGUAACGGCCGGAUCAUUUCAAAAAAUGUACUUCGUACUGUACGGAUCCUCGUGAAACUGUAGUUGCUCGAAAAAGAAAUAUGAUGUAUGAAAUAAAAUGAACCAGACCGACAUAUUUGCAAAUACUGCAGAAAGCAUAUCAAACUUUCCAAAGUUACCUGUUGUUUUGCACCAUAAUACAUAUUAGAAGAUAAAACUGAGUUCAUACGGCAAGAUCACGACAUUUCCGUAAAAAUCGUAAGUCUAAGAGUGGAACUGUGUGAUCAUCCUUUUGGCAUAAUUUUCAAUAUUUUCUAUUGUAAUAUUUGAACAUUUGUCUCAUCGUCAUAUUUCUUAUUGGUCUUAAAAUAGGUAAAAACUGACCAUUUCAAAUAUGAAUGCCUGUGUAACAUUGCUUACUCUGUUCACACCACCAAGAUAACUCCGCACCACCCGGAUAACUCCGCACCACCCGGAUAACUACGCACCACCCUGAUAACUCCGUACCACCCGGAUAACUCCGCACCACCUGGAUUACUACACACCACCCGGAAAACUCAACACCACCCGGAUAACUUCGUACCACCCGGAUAACUCCACACCACCCGGAUAAAUCCACACCAUUCGGAUAACUCCACACCACCCGGAUGAAUCCACACCACCCGGAUAAUUCCACACCAUUCGGAUAACUCAACACCACCUGGAUAACUCCACAGCACCCGGAUGAAUCCACAUCAAUCGGAUAACUCCGUACCACCCGGAUAACUCCACUCCACCCGGAUUACUGCGCACCAACUGGAUAACUCCGUACCAUAUCGCUCGUGGUACCCGGUGUGGUCCGGGACUUGACAGUAUUGUAAUGUAUGUUCUACCUGAUCUCUACAGUGUGAUGAAAUCGAUCUCAUUCUUGUUUACAGAUUUCUUCAUUUCUAAUGUAUUUCAAGAACUGGGUUGACUGUGUUGGCUGAGCUCAUUGUUAAAAUGUCUUUGUUGUGCUCUCAUUCUUGGAGGUACAUUUGUACGCCACUGGAUCCGAUGGUACACCAUACAAUUCAAAAUUCGAUAAAAUUAAUGUAAUGAAAUAUUGUAGUUAAUUGUUAUGCGACACAGGCCAAGUUCAACACAAAAAUGCAUAAUUAUUCAAAAAAUAUUUAUUUCAUUUUCAACGUAUUAA